AACUUUCUCAAAAGUAGACUUGCUUUCAAGAGAGCUUUCUCAGAUUCUCUCUCUCAAUAAUAUAUCCUCGCUCUCUCUCUCUCCUCUUCUGAUAAGCCCUGAAAUCUGAAACCCUUGAUUUUCCUUUCAGGUUUUUCAUCAAACAGGCACCAUGAUUAGGUUGUUCAAAGUAAAAGAAAAACAGAGAGAGCUUGCAGAAAGUGCUAAUGGGAAGCCUCCAGUGAAGAAACAAAGUGCUGGAGAACUUCGUCUUCAAAAAGAUAUCAGUGAACUGAAUCUGCCAAAAACCUGUACCAUUUCAUUCCCUAAUGGCAAGGACGAACUGAUGACUUUUGAAGUUACCAUUCGUCCUGAUGAAGGAUAUUAUCUGAAUGGAACAUUUGUUUUCUCAUUUCAAAUUUCACCCAUCUAUCCUCACGAGGCACCAAAGGUGAAAUGCAAGACAAAGGUCUACCAUCCAAAUAUUGACUUAGAUGGAAAUGUCUGUCUAAACAUUCUUCGCGAAGACUGGAAACCUGUUCUGAACAUAAACACCAUCAUUUACGGGUUGUAUCACCUUUUCACGGAACCUAACCACGAGGAUCCACUCAAUCAUGACGCUGCUGCUGUGCUGAGAGACAACCCAAAAAUGUUUGAGUCUAAUGCUAGGAGAGCAAUGGCUGGUGGCUACGUUGGCCAAACUUUCUUCCCGCGCUGCAUAUAGUAUGUGAAGUUUCCAGAAGCUGCCAGACUUGGAAGCUAGUUCAAAUCUGCCACUAAAUUGAUGUAUCUAAGAAGCAGAAAAGAUGUUUGUAUGCGAUCAUAACUUUAUCCUUUAUGUUGGCUAUUCAUUAUGCACUAUAUGAAAGUUCAAGACCUUUGUUUGGAAGAGUGAUGGAUUUGAUUUCUGUUUCA
This is a messenger RNA of Salvia hispanica, 894 nucleotides long. Its product is annotated as NEDD8-conjugating enzyme Ubc12. Lineage: Eukaryota; Viridiplantae; Streptophyta; Magnoliopsida; Lamiales; Lamiaceae. The record is from RefSeq and is a predicted model, not a curated record.